AAUUAUUACGUAACGUCAUAUUGGCCGUGUCGUUAAGAGGAUUGGUUAUGACAAACGAAGGAAGUAUAAACAAACGAUAACAAUAUCUUUCUCUUUGUUUUUCUGCGUGAAAAUCGCAAAGAAAUCUUAAACGUUUGCGUUGUAUUGAAGGCCAAGAACCAGCUGAGGAUAUGAGUCAAGGAUACACGAGUAUGCCAAUGCCGACACCUCAUUAUUCGUCACAAGCACCUCGGCCGCCAUACCCGGGGAAUACGAAUACUACAAGUAAUCCGACCGAUUCUGUCAUGUCGACAUUGAGUAUUCAGCUUGAUCAGGCCGAUCAGAGUGAACUUCAGGAACUUCACGAUAAGGAAGAGAAAAUACAUCAGAUAUUGAACGAAAUUACCGAGGUGAAACAGGUUCAAGCUGAGCGUGAAAUGCAGGUAGCAGGAAACAGGAGUUUGGCGGAGUAUAACAUGGACCAGGGAACCAGGCUGAAGAAAUCCAAACAGAGAUUAGCUCAAUUAUAUCAACAGCUAAAUGAACAAAGCACACGUUUUGAUGAAAACAAAAAUAAUUUAGAUAGUCUUUCGAGUCAAUACAACCCCGAUACGAUUAUGGCUUUGUUACAAACUUCUGUAGCACAAAUUGAGGAAACAUCUGAGAAAACUGCUGAUGGUUUCCUGGAUGGCGACGUAACGGUGGAGGAUUUCUUAGAAAAAUACACCAAAGAACGAUCUGAGCUACAUAUUCGACGAACUAAAGUCGACAAACUCAAAGAACUCAUGAGACAUCGAAAUAUGUUGACAUCGUGACAUAUUUUCACGAAUAUUCGCACGCUAAUAAAUACAUCGUAGUUUGAAAGGCCGCAUAAUCGUAUAUGCCUUGACUAAGUCCUUAACUGAAAAAAAGCAAAGCGUUUCGGGUACACGAAAUUAUUCUGAAGAUCUUUGAACAUAAUACUAUUAUAAUACUAUUAUAUUAUAUAAUAGUAUUAUAAUUUUAUCAUAAUACUAUUAUACUAAAUUACGCUGUAAAAACGGAAUAUAUAUAAUAUAUGAAUGUAUAAAGUUCUAUGUCCAUCUUAAAAUAGGUAAAAAUGCAAAGUUUUGUCGCAUGUAGUUGUAAAA
This is a messenger RNA of Dendronephthya gigantea, 1109 nucleotides long. RefSeq names its product vacuolar protein sorting-associated protein 37C-like. Gene Ontology annotation, cellular component: ESCRT I complex. Bases 171 to 794 code for a protein of 207 amino acids. Gene Ontology annotation, biological process: protein targeting to vacuole; protein targeting to membrane; ubiquitin-dependent protein catabolic process via the multivesicular body sorting pathway. The record is from RefSeq and is a predicted model, not a curated record. The transcript has 4 exons. NCBI's taxonomy places the organism in Eukaryota, Metazoa, Cnidaria, Anthozoa, Malacalcyonacea, Nephtheidae.